Messenger RNA from Odocoileus virginianus texanus, 1872 nucleotides. It is a transcript of the gene CDK5R2, whose product is annotated as cyclin dependent kinase 5 regulatory subunit 2. The record is from RefSeq and is a predicted model, not a curated record. Gene Ontology annotation, molecular function: protein kinase binding; cyclin-dependent protein serine/threonine kinase activator activity. Lineage: Eukaryota; Metazoa; Chordata; Mammalia; Artiodactyla; Cervidae. Gene Ontology annotation, cellular component: protein kinase 5 complex; growth cone; cytoplasm. Gene Ontology annotation, biological process: axon guidance; brain development.
CCGGGACGCCGCCGCCGCCGCCGCCCCCAGCCCCUCAGGCGGCGCCGCCGGUCCCUGGUGGCUCGCCGCGGCGGGUCAUCGUGCAGGCUUCUACCGGCGAGCUGCUGCGCUGCCUGGGCGACUUCGUGUGCCGGCGCUGCUACCGUCUCAAGGAGCUGAGCCCAGGCGAGCUGGUGGGCUGGUUCCGCGGAGUGGACCGCUCGCUGCUGCUGCAGGGCUGGCAAGACCAGGCCUUCAUUACGCCCGCCAACCUGGUGUUCGUGUACCUGCUGUGCCGCGAGUCGCUGCGCGGGGACGAGCUGGCGUCGGCCGCCGAGCUGCAGGCCGCCUUCCUCACCUGCCUCUACCUCGCCUACUCCUACAUGGGCAACGAGAUCUCCUACCCGCUCAAGCCCUUCCUCGUGGAGCCCGACAAGGAGCGCUUCUGGCAACGCUGCCUGCGCCUCAUCCAGCGGCUCAGCCCGCAGAUGCUGAGGCUCAAUGCCGACCCCCACUUCUUCACGCAGGUCUUCCAAGACCUCAAGAACGAGGGCGAGGCCUCCGCCAGCGCCGGGGGUCCACCCAACGGGGGCGCGCCCGCGGCUCCCUCCACCUCCUCCUCCUCCUCGGCCGCCAGGGACAGCUGCGCGACUGGAGCCAAGCACUGGACUAUGAACCUGGACCGCUAGGGAUAACCCAGGGCCGCUCCCGCCCCCCGCCCCAGCCCCUAACACACACUCGGAGCCCCCAGGACCAUCAAGCCGCCGCCGCUGCUACCGCCGCUCCGCGCCGUGGCCGGAGGAGGAGCCGCCCCUGCCCCGCAGGGGAAGGUGGAGGCCAGGAUGCCAGAGGCCUCGGCGUUUGGAUUUGCUGGGCGCAGGGUGGGGGUGGGGGAUGAGCGCGGGAGAGGAACCCCCAACCUCACCCUUUCUAUCUGCGCCCUCAUCUCUCCAAUUCUGCCCGAGUCUUCCCUUUCCCUUCUCUGUGUAAGUCCGUCUCCCUCGGACUUGUCCAUUUCUUCAUCUUCUUCCUGUAUCUUCACCUUCCCUCCUUCCUUCAUCUUUUGCCUUCCCACCUUCCUCCUCGCAGUUCCACUUUCCAUUCCUUGGGUGUGUGUUUCCGUCUCCAUCUUAUCCACUAUCUGAGUCGCUCUCAUUGCCCCGUUUCUCUUUCUCAGCCCUGUCCCCAUUUCCCCUUCUCUUUUUCUCGCUCCUGGCAUGUGUCACCAUCUUCCCCCUCCCGUCUGCCUUACCCCCUCUCCGCCUGUGUUAGCUUGCAUUUCUCCCUCCGACUGCGACCCCGUAUUCUCCUCCCCAGACCAAAGGGAACAUGAGUUCUUGAUUGGGAUCGGCUGAGGUACAGCAGAAACUGCAACCCUGGGAGCCCAAACAACCACCAGGAUGGUCCUUCGCCCCAUUCCAACCACCUCUCCCCACCUUUUCCAAUGUGUUGCAUGCCGGGAGUUGGGGGGAGGGGGAUGCCACCUUCAGGAGGCUGAGGUUUGGGAGCAAAAAUCAACCUAGGAGGUCACCCCGGCGGUGGCGGCGGCGCCUCAGCAGAAGGGUGGGAGGAGACAGAAUACUCUUCUUACUCUGAGGGAGGAGCACCCCUCUUCCUUGCCCUUAGAUGUUUUUGUCCCUCCCACCCACCCCCACUUUUAAUUUAUUUGGUUGUUUCCGGAGGGAGGGGGGAGGGGUGGGGUGGGCCCGGAACUGUCUGAGGUGCUGAUCUGAGGCCGGACCAGAAUUCUCCUGGGAGGGUACCAGGGACUGGGUUGGGCCUGGUGCCGUGUCCAAGGUGCCAAUGAUGCGGGCCGACGGUGCGGGCCGCAUUGUCUGUCUGUCCGUCUGUCCGGGAGAGAACUAUAAAGCGCUGGAAGCGCCUGCAGAUGUU